Neogale vison (American mink) is the source of this 1730-nucleotide messenger RNA. RefSeq names its product musculin (gene MSC). The coding region runs from base 1 to 597 and encodes 198 amino acids. Gene Ontology annotation, molecular function: DNA-binding transcription factor activity, RNA polymerase II-specific; protein dimerization activity; RNA polymerase II transcription regulatory region sequence-specific DNA binding. The transcript is spliced from 2 exons. NCBI's taxonomy places the organism in Eukaryota, Metazoa, Chordata, Mammalia, Carnivora, Mustelidae. The record is from RefSeq and is a predicted model, not a curated record. Gene Ontology annotation, biological process: skeletal muscle tissue development; regulation of transcription by RNA polymerase II.
AUGUCCACCGGCUCGGUGAGCGACCCCGAGGAGAUGGAGUUGCGGGGGCUGCAGCGGGGGUACCCGGUCCCCGCCUCCAAGAGGCCGUCCCUUCGCGGCGCCGAGGGCAGCUACAUCUCUCCCAGUGACAACUCGUCCGCGGAGGAGGAAGACCCCGAUGGCGAGGAAGAGCGGUGUGUCCUGGGCGCGGCCGGCGGCGCGGAAGGCUGCAAGAGGAAGCGGCCGCGUGUGGCUGGGGGCGGCGGCGGCAAGAAGCCCCUCCCGCCCAAGGGCUCGGCCGCCGACUGCAAGCAGUCGCAGCGGAACGCAGCCAACGCCCGCGAGCGCGCCCGGAUGCGCGUGCUGAGCAAAGCCUUCUCCAGGCUCAAGACCAGCCUGCCUUGGGUGCCCCCCGACACUAAGCUUUCGAAGCUGGAUACGCUCCGGCUGGCUUCCAGUUACAUCGCGCACCUGCGGCAGCUGCUGCAGGAGGACCGCUACGAGAACGGCUACGUGCACCCGGUGAACCUGACAUGGCCUUUCGUGGUGUCAGGACGACCCGACUCGGACACCAAAGAAGUUUCGGCAGCCAACAGAUUAUGUGGGACCACCGCUUAGAUCGAACACAGUUGCUGGGAUUAUUGUUGAAGCGUCUGUGUUUGGGGGCGGAGAGAAAGGAGCGUGAGAACCGCAUCCCCCGCUCCCGCCAGGGAAUGCGGGGAAAGUUCCAUCGGAUUCUCCUAAAUUCUCCUAGACAGCUCCCCACCCGAACUGAGAACACGACACAUGGCGGGUGUCGGGAUCUGUGCCCGAAGGGUUGGCCGCGCGGCUGUCAUCGCAGGACGCUGAGGGCUGCGGCUGCUGCGGAUCCCCGGGAGGACAGUUUGCCUCUCCAAAAAGAGCUUCCUUCUGUCAGUACAGCGCGGAACCAGAUCCACCCUCGGACUUUAGCUGUAGACUAACCCGGCGCCAAACCACCUAGGAGUUAGUUUCUCGACGGAGCCAGAUCUCUGUCUAUGACGGCACGGCUCUGCACAGCAUAGGCGCGUGCUAGGUUAGGCGAUGCUUACUUAGAACGUGCUCAGGACGAUUGGCUUUAAAGACAGCAGUGUUCGCGGGAGACCAACAUAGGGGCGUGUUUUAAAUUGCAAAGACGGGAGAGUGGCGUACUUGGGCCAGGUUUGUACCCCCACAGGGCAGCAGCCUCCUAGAUGAAGGGGCUGCCCUCUGCACAGGGAGAGAUGGAGACACGCUUUCAGGGACCACCCGGCCCGGGUUUGCCGGGAGCGCUCUGGGCGGUUCUGCCUCCUCGUGGCGGUCAAGGCCUUCUCUCCCCCCAGGCUCCCGCCCCUUCCUAGCCGGGCUUCUGUCUGUGCUCCUACCACCUCCCAGUCUAGACUUGAGCCUCCCACCCCCGCGCGCCCCCCCCUCAAUCAAGCUCGGGUCUUCUUGGGGUCUCCGUCCAGUUCUUCCUCCACACCUCUUUGCAGCACCCCUCCUCCGGCUCCCGACCACCCCCAGCCGGCCUCCCCUACCCAAGCUCUGGUGGCCUCCUCCUGCAGCACAGCCUCCCCGUGCCCACGUUCUUCCUUGCUGGAGGAGUGCGCUGGGUGGUCCGCUGAGCGGGUUGGGUACCUAAGGACCCGGCUCAGGGGACAUACGCCGCUGUCCCGAGGCUUCUCUAUCACAAUACUAGCAAAUGUAAAUAAAUUUAUUUUUGUAUGAAUAAAAAAAGGCAUUGUGAAAUCUGA